AUGACCAUAAAACUCUACCAACUGGAGACCUUAGUUUGCAUACUUCUGUCUGAAGGAACAUUCGAGAAUUCCACGAAUCACCGUCCUGAAUUCUGGGGUAUCAUUGAUCGCACAAUGAGCGGUGCUCAUAUUCCUCGUUUUAUUGCAAGUGGCCCAGGUAAUAGUUGGACAUUUUAUCCACCUUUAGCAAUGGAGAUCAACCAAUAUGUGGAUUUAAUAAUUUUAGUUUACGGUAUAAUACUAGUUGCUACUUUUAUUGAUACUAAAAUGAAUUCUUUCCCUAUACAUUUUAUUGGUACAAG
Messenger RNA from Loa loa (African eye worm), 302 nucleotides. RefSeq lists its product as hypothetical. The annotation marks the transcript as partial. The transcript has 4 exons. The record is from RefSeq and is a predicted model, not a curated record. NCBI's taxonomy places the organism in Eukaryota, Metazoa, Nematoda, Chromadorea, Rhabditida, Onchocercidae.